Molecule: messenger RNA, 3122 nt
Organism: Podospora pseudocomata
Lineage: Eukaryota; Fungi; Ascomycota; Sordariomycetes; Sordariales; Podosporaceae
Exons: 3
Coding region: 430-2973 (847 amino acids)
Source: RefSeq, a predicted model, not a curated record
UGGUCCGUGCUUAUCACCCCUCUGAAGCCCCUGAGCCCCUGAGCUCUUAGGCUUGGCAAAUUAGAGACGAGCAUAGUUGGGCAGUGAGAAAAGCCAACAGAGAUGGUUGAACUCAAUUCCGGAACAAUUUUGGUACCAUCUACCAUAGUCAACAUCGCGAUUUCAAUGACAUCCUCCCAAAAACGACAGUUCGACAGUCGGCCAGAGACUUGCUCGAAUCUGGCUUAGCCGGGGAGCAGUUAUCACUGCGGGCACCAAUGAAACAUGGUGCGAUACACACCAAUCACAGCAUUGCGCUCCGAUAAGCAGAACCCAGGUGCAUUCAAGUGCCAACAACGCGAAUUUGGAGGUUGGUUGAGAACAGCCACAGCCACAUCUUGCGAAUUUCAUUCCACAUCAAUGCCCUAGUCAAGGUACCUACUCAGUAUCAUGGAUUCCCCAGAGGGCGAGUUUGACGGCAACGAUUUUGCCAACAACCUCUUCAGCGAUCUCGCCCCCCUCCUGACGCUUUUCGGGGAGCAAGUCACAAAACAGUUCCUGUCCAUGAGUGUGGGAUGGGCCGACAACGUACUCUUGGCAAUGGGCCCCCUAGGUAUCUUGACCAUUGUUGUGAGCGCCAUCCGUGUAGCGGGUGAGACCGUACCAAACCUCAAGGCGCUCAUCGGCAGAGCAAGGGAGGACAGGGCCAGCGUUGAAGUUGAGUUACUCUCUUCAACAUCUAGGGAGGUUUGCGAACUGUGGACAGGAACCCAAAUCGUUCGAGUACGCGGACAACCCCUCAUAUCUCAGCCGUUCAUCAUGACCGACACGGGUAACGUCUAUCCCCUGUGGAAUGAUGUGGCGCAGGGGACUUUUGAGGUCAACUUCAUGGCGAAAGACUGGGAUCGCGAAACCAGCUUGUUGGCAAAAGUGCCGCCCAACCUUGGCUUAAAUAUCAGCGGUGCUAUCCCUUCGAACCGUGAAAUGUGGAUGUGGGCUGCUCUGGGAACUGUCCUGCAACUAGCCUCCCUGGUUGUGAGCGGGACUGUUACUUAUCGUUGGAACUUGGCCCAGGUCGAAGUUCCCACCACCACAUACGGAUAUCCCUGCUAUCUUGUGGGCAGUCUGCUUUUGACUCUCGGGGUUCUCCUGUGCGGACAUAUAGUUGAGGCUGUCAGUAAAGAAAGAACUUUCAGAUGUAAGGCAAAAAUGCGAAAGAGAGUGCGCAUUUUUCGCAUUCAACUGGCCGCCACCGUGAACGACCAGCACUUUGACAGUUAUCUUAUCUUCAACUCCCCCGAGAAUCCUGACGUCUAUGCAUCAUUCUAUCAGGGCAUGAAGAAGAAUACUCGAUAUUAUGCAAUUGCAGGAUCAGCGCUGUCAUUCAUGGGCUUUAUCACACAAUUUAUUGGAUUGAGGGGAUUGCAUUGGUCAGCUGCCGUUAUCCAGCUUGCCGCCACGCUCGUCAUGACGGUUUUCAGGGCCUACGUUCGACGAGGCCUUGCCAAGGGCCUCCCUGCUGUCCUGGUAAAUACAGAUCUGGACCCUGCGCUCACCCUGGCGGUGAACGUUGCUAAAUGGCAUACUUUGGAAAGUUCGAUAGAAAGGUACGCCAGGAAAAAGCUGACGGGCUUGAACUGUGAGUCUCUCGAAUCUCUCGGCAUCAUAACCGGCGGUUGCAAGCUUUGGUAUCAAAGUGGGCGUGUUACAGGAAAUAUAGCUGUGCGUCACGAAGUCCUCCUUCCAAAGUCAACACCGCCAACCGGUCGACAACUGCCUCACCUGUCUACAUCCAUAAGAAUUGAGGGGAAGUCACCGGGGGGUGCUGCAACGGAACAGGGCACAGAAGUUCAUGCACUCCUGACCAUGUGGGAAAACGCGUCAUUUCUCCACAGGGAACAGUCUGCUGCAUCGUCGCAAGCUCAAAUUUUGGAGGAUGCAAUCUGGAAAAUCAUGGCAUAUUUGGAAGAGUCGGGGAGGGAUCCAACACCACUGAUCAGUUGGAAGAAAACUUCCCCAUUUCUUAAAAGGGCCUCCCAAUCUGCAGAGUGUGGUCGAUUGAUAUGGGGAGUGGACUGCUUAGGGUACCGAUCACCAAAGGAUGGAAAUGGCUGCGAACCUCUCGAGGCCACAGCAUCCCACGUUUAUUCAACAGAAAUUCCCUUGGCAGUUGACUACCCCACGACAAAGAUGCGGGAUAUUCUUGAAGCUCUUCUUUCAAUCUCUUCCUGUGGCAGUCAGCCCUUCAGAAUGGCUAGAAUCAUUGGGACGCAACUAGUACCCUCCGACAAUCCGGUGCAGGGUAAUCUAGCCCGGUGGCUUGGAAGUAGGUCGAGGGCUGGAAAUAUGAAUGGGAUCGCUGACGAAAACGACUAUGGAAUGGGCUGGGGACUCUGCUGGGGAAUGUAUCUGUCACCCUUGGCCAAGUCACACAACAAUGGAAACGACGGGGACACCAAGGCUAGGACGCUCACGAACGAUGAUUCUGGUGAAGAGAGAAUCAUAAUUGUCCCUUGGCCAAAGGCCUCCACCGGUCUUGAAAGCUAUGCUCAAGAGCUUUUUUCCCUUUUCCUCUUAGCGAUAGCAGAACAUAUCGAGAAGGUGAAUGGCGUUACUGAAAACCUUGAUAUUGAUACAUCCCCGGCUAGCAAGGAGCAAGAUGGCUACAUGUACGAAUAUCAGAAUACAUGGCAGGACGUGGAAACUCCUCCCAGGUCACUGGAGAACUCUGUGUUUGAAGGCUUGGUAGACAUUGCUGUCGAAACAGGUAUUUGCACAACCAGGAAGGCAGCCCGGAUUCUUAUCAUUCCAGCCUUUGCAUGGCACGGUCUACUUCCAGAAGUGGACAGUACUAGCACUGUGGAGAACAAAAAUGAAGCAUCGGAAAACUUAGGCCCAGUUAGGAGCGGAUUGAUGUCAAGACAAGGCGCCGGAUGGGAUGCAGCCUAUAGUGUUGAAACAGAUUCACAGCAGGAGGCGGGGCAGACUAGGUAGCAACGAGAUGGACCGAGAAGAGAAAGAGAAGAUGGAGUAGGUAAUAGAAACGUUGGUGGAAUGAUAAGCGCUUAAAGGAUAUAGGGUUACCACUUCUAGCUUGGAAUUAGGCCCACGAUACGUGAUAAUGGUCUCUGGUUAAUAUCAAA